Messenger RNA from Dalotia coriaria, 1782 nucleotides. RefSeq names its product G2/mitotic-specific cyclin-B1-like. Lineage: Eukaryota; Metazoa; Arthropoda; Insecta; Coleoptera; Staphylinidae. The coding region runs from base 140 to 1249 and encodes 369 amino acids. Gene Ontology annotation, cellular component: cytoplasm; cyclin-dependent protein kinase holoenzyme complex; nucleus. The transcript is spliced from 5 exons. Gene Ontology annotation, biological process: regulation of cyclin-dependent protein serine/threonine kinase activity; mitotic cell cycle phase transition. The record is from RefSeq and is a predicted model, not a curated record. Gene Ontology annotation, molecular function: cyclin-dependent protein serine/threonine kinase regulator activity.
CCGAUCUCCUGCUAGAAAUGUAUUUUGCGCAUGACAAAAUGUUUAUCUGGACAAAAUAAUAGUUGCGUUUUAAAACACGUGUUAGUUCUAUACAAUUUAUUGUCGUGUGUACGUCGAAAUUUGCUCGUCUUUAUAUAAAAUGAGGAGAAAUUGUGUUCACAUUGAGGCGGAGGAUAAACCUGCUGGACCGGGAUUUUCUAGCCGCAUACCCAGUGCUCGCCCUCCAUUAAGGGAAGUUCAGAAUGCUGAUAAAAGACCACUUCGAUACAAGAAAUCAUCAGUGGAUAAUUUGGGCACCGCAUGUGCGGAAACGCAGACAUCUUGUCUGGACUCUCCCCUCAAUAAGAAACACGCAUCAAAGCCGGAAGUUAUUACUAAAUCACUAAAAUUAAGGCCCAUUGAAGAUAGAUUUGAGAGAAAUGAACUUUCUGCAGCAUCGGGCAAGUCAGCAAAAUCAACCGAUGCAUCAACAUCAAAGCCACGUUUAGGAGAAAAUAAGGAAGUUGCCGGCUUAUCAUUGACUAGUAAACAUUGUUUUAUAAAAUCAGAUGCUAAUGAAAAAUAUUGCAAGUAUGAAUUUGUUGUGAAAUAUGUACAUUCUGAUGGAGAUAAUUUAAAACCGCGGAAAGCCGUGUCUCCUAUUUUACCCAACCCGGACGUCGGCAAAGAUGUUCUCUUGGCACGGUUCGCCGAAGAACCAGCCCGGAAAAAGACCUUAUUAAAAGCGCGACGUUUACGAACUGAUCAAAGAGAUGAAAACUCUCCAUACUGCAUUGAUAUUUUCAACAGGGAAUAUUUAGCAGAAAAUAUGCAAGAAUCAUUAAGGAUGGAUAUGUAUUACACUGGAAGGCGUGGUUUUUUAGAAAAGCAUAAUAGUCAUUUAACUGAGAGGGACCGAAGUAAAAUUUUAAAUUGGAUUUUGACUAUUGCGGAAGAUAUAAAACUGAGCGAGUAUGUAUAUUUUAAAUUAGUACGUCUACUGGACAACAUCCUUGAAAACUUAGCGAUACCGAAAAACAUGUUGCAAUUGGUUGCGAUUGUCGCUUGUUGGAUUUUACUGAAGAUGGAUGAAACCUGGGUUCCGUCGGUAAGAAAAGUUGGCACUUUAUGUGCGAACGUGUACACUACUAAACAAAUUCUUGAUAUGGAGAUGAAACUUUUGAAUUUUACCGCAUUUAAUUUGAAAAUAAGCGCUCCAAACGAUUUCUUCUAUUUUCAAAUAGUACUUCAAAAUGAUUUCUUUCUUUGAUUAGCUACGUCAUUGGUAAGUUUCAAAAUAUUAUUACAUCCUACCUUCGAACCUUCGUACGGUGCUUUGAAUGGGAGUCACUUCUACCGCACCUUUCGUACGGUGCCCUGAAUGGGAGUAACUUCUACUGCUACCUUCGUACGGCGCCCCGAACACGAGUCACUUCGCUACCUUCGUACGGUGCCCUGAAUGGGAGUCACUUCUACCGCUACCUUCGUACGGUGCCCUAAACAGGAGUCACUCCCGCAGCCUGGGGAGAAAAGCAAAUGAUAUUUGUAGUGUUAAAAUGUUUUUCUGUUCUCAUAUUAAAUUUUUCAUUUGUAACACCCUGUAUAUUUGUUUUCAUUUUCAAUAACGUAGAAAAUGAAUUAUUUUCUAAUUUCCUUAUUCCGGUAGAACCAUACGAAGUGGUACUUGUUUAUAUGUGCGCAGCUUUGCAGGUCGUAAGUCUUGUUUCAAUAUGGCGACAUGUAUUCUGUUGACUUGUAAAGUCUAAACUUGUAUUCUAUUGUUAAUAAAUAAAUAGUAAGAUA